UGGACCCCACCCCCCUGCUGUCUCUCCCCUCUCUGCGCCCUGUUGCUCCCCGAUCUCUUGUGUUUUUCCUCUCCUCCCCUUGUUGUGAGAGAGCACACCUGCUUGAUUUUGGCUGAACACGUCCUGAUUUCAACAACCCCACAGGCCCUGUCAGCCUCUUCUUGGUCUCAUCCCCCCAUUUGACUGGAUUUUGGAAGUCAAGCUCCUCUCGUCGGCUUCCAGUCGUCUCGCCUGGCUUCUCCUGAAACAGGCUCUGCUAGCAGCACCAUGAAGACAGCCUGUCUCUCCCUGCUCCUGAUCACAUCCUGCUGGGCUCUGCCCUUCCACCAAACUGGCUUCUUAGACUUCAUGAUGGAAGAUGAGCCUGGAUCAGGUACACCUCCGCCACCAAAGGAACCAGAACUCCCUGAAAUAAGUGGACCUAAGUGCCCCUUCAGAUGCCAGUGCCAACGACGUGUGAUCCAGUGCUCGGAUCUUGGUCUGAAGACCAUUCCUGACGAUAUUCCCGAGGAUUCCUCCCUCCUGGACCUGCAGAACAACAAGAUUACUGAGAUCAAAGAGAAGGAUUUCAAGAACCUCAAAGGGCUACAGACUCUGAUCCUGGUGAACAACAAGAUCACUACCAUCCACCCCAAAGCUCUCACUCCUCUGAUCAAGCUGGAGCGCCUCUACCUGUCCAAGAACUUCCUGAAGGAGAUGCCCGCCAACAUGCCCAAGAGCCUGCACGAGCUUCGCAUCCACGAUAACGAGAUCACCAAAAUCAAAAAAGCUUCAUUCCAGGGCAUGUCUCAAGUCAUCGUCAUGGAGCUUGGGUCCAACCCUCUGAAGGGUGCAGGAGUCGAGGCAGGUGCCUUUUCUGACCUGAAAAGGGUUUCUUACAUCCGAAUUGCAGACACCAACAUCACAGAGAUUCCCAAAGGUCUGCCCAGCUCUCUCUCUGAGCUUCACCUGGAUGGAAACAAGAUCACCAAAGUGACGGCCGAGAGCCUGAAAGGCCUGAGGAACCUGGCCAAGCUUGGCUUGAGCUACAAUGAGAUCAGCACUGUGGAAAACGGCUCUCUCACAAACGUUCCACAUCUGCGGGAACUUCACCUGGACAACAAUGCUCUGACCGCAGUACCUCCUGGCCUGCCCGAGCACAAGUACAUCCAGGUGGUCUACCUCCACGCCAACAAGAUUGCUGUAGUGGGAACAGGAGACUUCUGUCCUCCCGGCUACAACACCAAGAAGGCCAUGUACUCCGGCAUCAGCCUGUUCAGCAACCCCGUUCCCUAUUGGGAAGUUCAGCCGAUCACCUUCCGCUGCGUCUUCGACCGCUCUGCCAUCCAGCUGGGAAACUACAGGAAGAAGUAGAGCCUUCACGGGGAGGAGUGUGUUUAUAGAUGGGCGAAUAAAGUUUUGUAAAUGUGUGUUAGACCAUAUCCCCACUUCCUCUUUCCAACACUCCACAAACGAUGAGGGUAUUAAUGUACACUCACAGCUCAACACUCUAAUGGACAUGGAUCUGAAACACAACAUAUUUUCAAUAUUUAGCUUCAAGGCUUAUCGCAAACAUUUGCGCACUAUGGUGACACUAGCACUUAUAACAUCAUUUAAGGAAACAUUAAGGUGAAUACAUACAUUCCAGUGUAUUUUGCAUGCUCUGAAAUAUCACAUGCAACUUUUUUUGAGAAAGAAACGAAGAGACGAAGCAAAAACAAAAGGAUUUUCAACCUACUCAACUAAAAUAAAUGGUCCAAAUCCCAGUUAGAUGGCUUUUUUUUUCAACUGAAGCUGGCCUGUAGAGCAGGCAGCACGGGUAACCUAUGUUUUAAACUACCGUUGGCUAAUGAUUUUCUAGAAUGUAUUAGAUUGUGAGUAAGAAGACAGUGUAACAUCAACAUUGUGAAAGAUUUUUCUAUUUGCUCUGACCUCAGUUCAAACAGAUAAAACAAUGACUUCUGGCACAUCCA
Messenger RNA from Nothobranchius furzeri (turquoise killifish), 1952 nucleotides. It is a transcript of the gene dcn, whose product is annotated as decorin. Lineage: Eukaryota; Metazoa; Chordata; Actinopteri; Cyprinodontiformes; Nothobranchiidae. The record is from RefSeq and is a predicted model, not a curated record. Gene Ontology annotation, molecular function: protein binding.